AUGGCAUCAAAUGAUAAUAAUCUUCCUGAUGAUCCGAUGUCUUUUGAAAAAGUCACUAAUUGGGCACGUUCAAAUCGUGAAUGGGAUAAAGUCUAUCAAUAUAUUCUCUUCCAUCCAAAUGAUUUUUUUGCUAUAUUACCCGGACGUCGGUAUGCUAUUGCUCAUCAAGUUGUUUAUAAUGGUAAUGUUGAUAUGUUAAAAAGUCUUCUUGUCCUUUUCUCUAAUAAUCCAAUUAAUAUUCAUUCAAGAACAAACGAUGGUAAAACUCUAUUUGAUAUUGCUGCAGAACGACAAUCUAAAAAUCCAGCAAUGUAUACAUAUAUUCAUCAUUUAUAUGAACAGGAUAGAUUAAUAAAAGAGGCAAAAAAUAAAAAUUGGCGUUUGAUUAUGAGUAUACUUACUAGAAAUAAAAUAUUGGUUAAUGAAAAACCACCCUAUUCACCUUAUUUUCUUCUACAUUAUGUUGUAGAGAAUGGUGAUGCACGAGUUUUACAAGAAUUACUUGAUAGUUUUGAUUUUCAACUAGAUCUUUUCAACAGUGACAAAGAAACUCCUUUAGACAUGGCGAAAAGACUUCAGAAGCAAGAUAUGUGUUCCAUAUUUCAAUCAAAAAUAGCAAAUCAAUCCUAUCCUCAUAAAAAACAACGACAACCAUCAUUAGAACAAAGUUCAUAUCAACCAGAUGUUUCCACAACUGAAUCCAACAAUAGUAAAGACGAUGUCCAACGAAAUAGUCGUAAUACAAAUGAAACACAAUCUAUUAUAAAUUCCGCUCAUGAUCAACCACAACGACAAGCACGAACAGAAAAAAUUAAACAUUAUCAUACAACUAAAUCGAUUAUCAGUGUCAGUACUUCAUUUGAUUCAGAUCCACCAUCGUCACCAUUGCCAACUACAGGUUCAUCCUUCUCCGAUGAACAAAUGACGCCAAGUUUGAUAUGUCCAUUGUCUGAACAACAAUUUGUUGAUCCAGUUAUUGCUAGUGAUGGUUAUACAUAUGAACGAGCAGCUAUUAUUGACUGGAUUAAUACAUAUCAUAGUUCACCAACCACUGGUGAAGUAAUGAGUGCAACAUUUAGAGAUAAUACUGAAAUUAAAAAAAUUAUUCAGUCAAAACGAUAA
This is a messenger RNA of Adineta steineri, 1122 nucleotides long. The record is from the annotation of a GenBank genome assembly. Lineage: Eukaryota; Metazoa; Rotifera; Eurotatoria; Adinetida; Adinetidae.